Messenger RNA from Aegilops tauschii subsp. strangulata, 408 nucleotides. RefSeq lists its product as uncharacterized. Lineage: Eukaryota; Viridiplantae; Streptophyta; Magnoliopsida; Poales; Poaceae. The record is from RefSeq and is a predicted model, not a curated record.
AUGGCGAACGCAGAGGAGGAGGAGGACGUCGAGGAGCCCCUCGACUGCGGCAUCUGCUUCCUCCCACUCGACGUGCCGCCGACCUUCAUGAUACUGCGAAGCUGGGCACCUGAUCUGCUCGCCCUGCCGCGACAUGCUCGGGGUGGCGGCGGGGACGUGCCACGUCUGCAGCGCCAAGGCCGCCGCCUCGGCUCUCGCCGGAGCCUCGACCGCGACGUCUGGCCGGCCUACUACGAGCCCCACGACCACAGCGGCGCGCUCCACGGGCCGUGCCGCUGCCCAGGCGACGCCCGCGGCUUCGUUGGCAGCACGGCGGCGCUCCUCUGCCACUUCGUCAGCACACACGACUGGCCGGUCCACACUGGGGUGACCUCCGAGGACAGCUUGGGUUCUCCAUUCAUCAAUUGA